AUGCCUUUCGGAAAGAUCUUCACUUUCCCUGAGAACCCCCGCACCACCGGCAUUCUUGCCGUGGCGAAGGCGAACGGUCUCGAUCUCGAGGUCGUCGAGGCCGAGGCUGGCAACCCUACUGCUGAGCACCAGAAGGCCAGCAAGCUCGGAAAGGUUCCUGCCUUCCUCGGUGAGGACGGCUAUGCUCUUUCCGAGUGCAUUGCCAUCGCCAUCUACAUUACUUCCCAGAACGAGAAGACUACCCUCUUGGGUAAGACCAAGCAAGACUAUGCCUCUAUCCUGAAGUGGCUCUCUUUCUUCAACACCGAGGUCCUUCCUCCUAUCGGUGGCUGGUUCCGACCCCUCGUUGGCAAGGACCCCUACAACAAGAAGGCCGUUGAGGAGUCUUCCAAGAAGGCUCUUAGGGCUAUCGCCGUUGUCGAGGAGCACCUCCUCCACAACACCUACCUCGUUGGCGAGCGCAUCACCCUCGCUGACUUCUUCGCUGCCGGAAUCAUUUCCCGUGGCUUCCAGUUCUUCUUCGGCAAGCAAUGGCGAGAGGAGAACCCCAACGUAACCCGCUGGUUCCAGACCAUCGUGGCCCAGCCCGUCUUCGACGCUGUCAAGACCAAGUAUGACCUUCUCGAGGUCCCUGCCCUCACCAAUGUAGCCCCCAAGGCUGCUGCCAAGCCCAAGGAGGCUAAGCCCAAGGAGGCCGCUAAGCCCAAGGCUGCUCCUGCCGCCGAGGCCGAGGAGGCUCCCAAGGAGGCUCCCAAGCCCAAGCACCCCUGCGAGGCUCUCGCCAAGCCCAGCGUCCCUCUUGACGAGUGGAAGCGACAGUACUCCAACAACGAGACUCCUGAUGCCAUGAAGUGGUUCUGGGAGAACCUCUCCUUCGACCAGGACUACUCUCUCUGGAAGGUUAAGUACAAGUACAAUGACGAGCUCACGCUCACUUUCAUGUCGAACAACCUUAUCGGUGGCUUGAACGCCCGCCUCGAGGCUUCCCGCAAGUACGUCUUCGGCUGCGCGUCGGUCUACGGUGAGAACAAUGACUCUAUCAUCCAGGGUGCCUUUGUCAUCCGUGGUCAGGAGUACCUGCCCGUGUUUGACGUCGCUCCCGACUAUGAGAGCUACGAGUUCACUAAGCUCGACCCCACCAACCCUGAGGACCGCAAGUACGUCGAGGACGAGUGGACCUGGGAGCGUCCUCUUGUCAUCGAUGGCAAGACGUAUCCCCAUGCCGCUGGCAAGGUCUUCAAAUAA
Molecule: messenger RNA, 1245 nt
Organism: Scedosporium apiospermum
Lineage: Eukaryota; Fungi; Ascomycota; Sordariomycetes; Microascales; Microascaceae
Exons: 4
Coding region: 1-1245 (414 amino acids)
Biological process (GO): translational elongation
Cellular component (GO): nucleus; cytoplasm
Molecular function (GO): translation elongation factor activity
Source: RefSeq, a predicted model, not a curated record